CGUUACAAGAGUGCGUAGGUACUGCGUACUUAAUUUUUUAUUGUUGAAUAAAUUUAAUUUGAAGUUGAAGAAAUCACAUGUAAGGUGAAUUGUUUUAAAUGCUAUUAUUUCUGGUGUUCAUUACAAAAUGAUAGUUUCUCCUGCUAGAACGCCAUUACAGACUAGUGGUAAUGGUAAAAUGAACGAUUGGUAUGCGAAACCUUAUUGUCAAUGUAGAAAAUAUAAGCUUUGUGAUUGUGGAGAAGAUCAUGAUGUUACAGAAUGGAAUUGGGAGGAGAAUCGAUCAAAUGCAAGCUGGUUAGUGAUCAGCCAGGACAGAAGACAAAUAACCUUCCAUCCCCUCUAUAGCUCUGGAACUGCCGUAGUCAGGGGUGACACCCCAAUGCUGCUUAAUCAUCAAUAUUAUUGGGAAAUUAAGGUUCUUUCCCAGCCAUAUGGUACAGAUAUUAUGGUGGGUGUCGGCACUAACAAAGUUAACACAUCGGAUGACAACUUCGAAUUCAUGUCGUUGCUUGGGAAAGAUGCGGAGUCAUACGGGCUCUCGUACAGGGGUGCCGUGUAUCACGAUGCGAAGGUAGUCUUCGAGACGGUGGGCUUCUGCCGUGGCACUAUAGUUGGUGUCAGGCUCGACAUGUGGAUGGGAACUUUGGAAUUCUACGUAAAUAGGAAGCCUCUAGGUGUAACGUUCCGCGGCCUCCGGCGCCACUGCCAGCUGUUCCCCAUGGCGUGCUCCACGGCGGCCCAGUCCUCCAUGAAGCUGACGUACGCCGCGUCGUGGCGUGCCUCGCUGCUGGUGCACGCAGCCAAGAUCCUGGCCGCCUCACUCAGCGCUGACCUGCGGCGCCAAAUCCCGCCCGGCCUAACGUAUCCCUUCAAGUCUCAUUUCUGGCUCACUUUGCCCUCGGAUGGGGAUACAUUAAAUGAUGAUGAAGAAGGUGAACCGAUGCAGGCGGAGCCCGCUGUCGACAUAUCCCAUGAGACCCUGUCGAGCGGCAUGAAGCAACGCCAUUGGCAAAUGACGCAGGCGUGUGUAGUGACCACCGAGAACACGUGACAGCAUGCCGCCAUAGAGAUAAUCAUAGAGUUGACGUUGACAUUGACAGAUCUCUGUCACUCAUUAAGUGACAGAGAUCUGUCAGUGCGCUUAUGUCGUAAAAUAUAGCUUGAUUACUAGUUACAGAAUUGAGAGAUUGCUUAAAAGAUGAAAAUUGAUUGUAAUUCUUGAUUACUGUGAUAUCACUCGAAAUAUAACUAUUGUAUUAGCUUUAACGAUAAUAACAAAUAUAAUAUGAUCAAACAAACUCAUCUGAGUACAGUUUUAUCAUUAUUAUGCAAAGGCUUUGUUCUCUAUGUAAAUGUUUCACUAUGCAGCUUCUGUCGUCCACUCUGUAACCUGUCGCGUUUUAAUUAGAUUUUAUUAUAUUUUUAAUUUUUGUCAUUGUUAACGAUGUAUGUCUUUUACCAUCAGAUGUUUUGAGUUGUGAGCCUAGCAAACAAAGAAAUUGGACAUGUCAUAAAAAAAUAUGACAUAUUUACCAUAAAUAUGCAUUUCAUCAUAAACACAUAAUUAUAGAAAUAUAGAGCAUAGAGUAUUUGCGCAAUUGCUUUAUAAUCAGUAUGUAGUUGGUAUUCAGUGUUAUAUCUUGAAAAUAUACCACAUAAUUUCGUAGAUAUUAUUUAUUUACUGCACAACACACGCGUUACUUACAAGCCGUCCCAGGAAGAGAGAGCACAGAUUAUACAUCACAUAAAUCAUAGAUAUGACAUUCAGUGCGCAUAGAAUAUGUUGGAUACACAAAGUAUUUAGCAAAUAUUGGCAGCUCUCCGAGCAAAUUGAUCAUUCAUUUCCCUCAAGCCUUCAGCUGCAUUCAACUUUGCAUAUGAAUAAAAUUCCUUGAUAUUGUGGAAAGGCACGUCUAUAGUAAACCUGGAGACUUUCUCCGACUUCUCUUUUUGGAGCUCACGGUUCAGACAUCUUGUUACGAAGAAAUGAAGACAUUUUCCGGUGCUCUUGAAGACAAUGGUUCCAUCGAACAUUUUCUGCAGUGGAAACGGAAGCUUAUUGUAAUAUGGAUUCAAUACUGCUAUGUCAUCGCAGAGAUUGUCAGUUGUAUAAUUAGCAGGCAUUAUUUCGUUUUGCAUUUAGUAGUAGAUGGUAAUGCCAAAUAGCACCAUUAUUGUCUUCAAAAUGACGGCGGUAUCUUUCUGGCGUAUUUGGAUCUGCCAGUGCUUCAACUAUGUUUGAUUUGAUUUAAUUUAGAGAUUUGAAUAUAGCACGCACUCAGCUCGUGGUACUAAACGUCCACGAUCGUCGUUACGUAACAGUGUGACUGCUGGAAUGUAAACACCUUCGUCAUCAUUCAUUUUUGACAAACGCUGUUGGAGUUGGCGUGGUUGGUAAGACGCAUUGUGGGUUCACGGCCAUUAUUAUCGCGCGACGUUUACGGUAAGGGAGCGUGUGUGCGACUAAUACAGACAGACUAAUGCGUGCUUGUCCGGUUCGUUGGGCUUGUCGGGCCUUCGUUCGCUCGGGGUCACCAAUGUUGUAAAGGUAUUGGUAGUUAAAACACGAGAGUAAAUUGCCAACUGGUUUAUUUUACACGAAUACAAUACUUUUUUUUGCUUGUUGAACUCACAAUGAUCUUACACACCACUAACGCAUGUCUAUGUGUGUCCCCACAGCAUCAACUUCACAAGCUUUAUUGCCUGGUCUCGAUGAUACAAAUAGAUUACAUUUAGCAUUAUGCCUUGAUGCAAGUAGAUCGGUGCUAAGGUAGCCAAGUGUUGAUAUAACUUUUUCAUAUGCAAAAUCACUUAUCUCGAACUCUGGGUUGAUACAGUUGGAAUAAAUCUAGUCUCCAUUAGGUCCUGGGUGCUUAGAAAGUUGAUGAAACAAACUGACCUCUACAAGGCUAGCAAGGUGCUAUGGCUCCUAAAUUUUACAAUUUUUGUAUUGCCUUGAGCAUGUUCAUGUGGUCUUGGCCAGACUUAGAACUAUAAGUUUUUGGUUCUUAAUCCUUAAAUGGAUUAUCACAGAAUAGUAUUUUAUAUCCCUGAAUAUAGCCUAAAAUAUUAUCAGUACACUUGGAAAAUUUCUGUUGGUAGCAGUUGUUGACUUUUUCGGCCCAUUCCUCAUCACUGCUCGAGUACCAGUCUGGUGCUAACGAUAUGGGCCAAUGUAGUUUACCGGCUUCGGUGUUAACUUUUUGAUUGAGUUUCUACUCCUUUGACUGUUUUUGAUUGUCUUAAUUUUUUCAUCAAAAUCCACUUCCAAGCAAGUGUUCAUCUCGCUCCACAUCUUUCACCAAGUUUAGAAACUGUUUAUCCAAUGCGGGCAACAUUAAAUUUUUCCUGGCUCUUGUUUGAAUAUUGUGUAAGUCUGCUAAUACUCUAAUACCAUUACACAGUUGAGAUAAACUUUAACUUCAUCAAAGUUUUCAUCUAUAGUAAGUUAUCAUAAAAUCUUAGUGUAGAUAAAGCCAGUCUCAGCUGAGCUGUGUCGUGUGGCUACAAGUAGAUAUUUUGAUUGUCUUCUAGGGAUGAUUUACGUACGUAAGAAUUAAUAAUGAGUUUAUCUGACGCUAAUUCACAAUGUUCGGAGUUUCAUUCUUUGCUUGCUCGUUGCCACAUUAUUCGUAUUUUCGUACGUAUUUUUCCAGUUUUUUUUUCACUCAGUAAAAAUAUUUUUACAUACACCAGUUAACGCGCCAUGAAAGAUAUUGACGUUGACAUUAAGGAUAGCAAGAUCCGCAGGUAAAAGAAAAAAUAAAAUAAAGUCAAGUAAAUAAAUUAUUUAUUUUGAUAAAAUUUAACCUAAUUUAGUGAAGUAUAUGUUAUUUUGCGGAUAUCCAUAAUUAUCCAAGUGUUAAAUGAGACUCUGAGUCUCGUGCCAGAGUUUAGCGAGUCAACAUUUUCCUGAGGAUGCCUCGUGCAGAGGCGAAACGCGAGUUGAAUUGUUUGAAGACAAGUAUUGGCGGAAUUAACAGUCAAGAAAACUCAAAAUAUUUGGAAAAUUUAACCCGUUAAUAUUUUCUAUAAUUAUUGAAAAUGCCUACAAUGUUUUGGCAGUCGAUACUUCGAUAAGAUAUACCUAGAAAUCAAGCUAUAGUUUCUGAUAUUAUAUAGGGGGAUGGGUACUCCGAAGGGCGCAUUGACAACUUAUAUUAAAUCUCGUUAAAAAUAACUUAUUUUUAUAAACCUAAGAGUAUGUUGGCAUUUUUUUUUAUUUAAUUUUAAAUUGGAGGCUCCUUUGCACAGGAUGCCGGCUAGAUUAUGGAUACCACGACGGCGCCUAUUUCUGCCGUGAAGCAGUAAUGUGUAAGCAUAAUUGUAUUUCGGUCUGAAGGGCGCCGUAUCUAGUGAAAUUACUGGACAAAUGAUGCUUAACAUUUUACGUCUCAAAGUGACGCAAUUGUAGUGUCGCUUAGAAUUUUUCGUUUUCUCAAGAAAUGUAAUGUGGGCAGGGCGUAUGAAUUACCAUUAGCUGAACGUCCUGCUCGUCUCGUCCCAUCCCUUACUGUCAUAAAAAAAUGGACUUUGUUGUUAAAUAAUAAUAAUUUAAAUGAUAUUAUGAAUAAGUCACAAUUGGUAUUACAUAAAUGGGUAUGAAUUUUA
Molecule: messenger RNA, 4614 nt
Organism: Leptidea sinapis
Lineage: Eukaryota; Metazoa; Arthropoda; Insecta; Lepidoptera; Pieridae
Product: SPRY domain-containing SOCS box protein 3-like
Exons: 6
Coding region: 128-1054 (308 amino acids)
Biological process (GO): proteasome-mediated ubiquitin-dependent protein catabolic process
Cellular component (GO): SCF ubiquitin ligase complex
Molecular function (GO): protein binding
Source: RefSeq, a predicted model, not a curated record